GAGGAAGCUGCCGACACACACUGCGGUGGAAACACUCUGUGAGACCCUAAUUCAUGCGCACAGACCCUCAUUUCAGUUCCCACGCUCCCGGCCGCAGCUGGUGGAUGCAGGCAACAGGCGCGGGUCCUUGGAUCAAACCCACCCGUCUCGGCGCGAUGUUCCACCAGCAUGAGGACCCCGAGGCGGCGAACGACAGCUGCCCGGGCGCCGCCUGCAACGCCACCUUGGCGGAGGACGCACUCCAGCUGCCCACCUUCUCCACGGCCGCCAAGGUGCGCGUCAUCAUCACCUUCAGCCUGUGCGCGGUGUCGGCCGUGUGCAACCUGCUGGUGCUGUGGGCGGCCGGCAAGGGCGGCAGGCGCAAGUCCCACGUCAGGAUUAUCAUCAUGAACCUGACCGUGGCCGACCUGCUGGUCACGUUCAUCGUCAUGCCCGUGGACGCCGUGUGGAACAUCACCGUGCAGUGGCAGGCGGGAGACGCCGCCUGCCGGCUGCUGAUGUUCCUCAAGCUGGUGGCCAUGUACUCCUGCGCCUUCGUCACGGUGGUCAUCAGUCUGGACAGGCAGUCGGCCAUCUUGAACCCUCUGGGCAUCAGGGAGGCCAAGACCAGGAGCAAGAUCAUGCUGACUGUGGCCUGGACCAUGAGCGUCUUCCUAGCGCUUCCUCAGAUGUUUAUAUUCCACAAUGUGACCAUCACCGUCCCGGAGAACUUCACGCAAUGCACCACCCACGGCAGUUUUGUCCAGCACUGGCAGGAGACGGUCUACAACAUGUUCACCUUUGCGUGCCUCUUCCUCCUUCCUUUGGCCAUCAUGAUUUUCUGCUACACAAGAAUCCUUAUUGAGAUGGCUCGCAAUACCUUGCUGUCCAGAGAUGCUCACCUUCGCCGGUCCCACAACAACAUCCCCAAAGCCCGAAUGAGAACUCUCAAGAUGAGCAUUGUCAUCGUGACAUCUUUCAUCAUCUGCUGGACCCCGUAUUACCUGCUGGGCCUGUGGUAUUGGUUGUUUCCCGAAAAAAUGGAGGAGACGGUCUCCCAUUCUCUCACUCACAUGCUGUUCAUCUUCGGCCUCUUUAACGCCUGUCUAGACCCCAUUACCUACGGCCUGUUCACCAUUCAUCUCCACCAGGGCAUGAAGAAGUACUGCCGAGGCUCCAACACGCAGAUCACUUCCGAAAACAACAAUUUUGUCAUGCACAUGACUCGCCCGUCCUCCCGCAGGCAGGUGGCCUCAGGUGGCCGCCACACAGACACGGAGGAAAGAAGCGACAACAGCAGCAGCAAAAGCGCCUCCAGGCCAAUUGUGCCUGUUAGCGAGAUUUAAAGUCUAAUGACCACGAUCUCAGUGUUCCGCUUGCUCUUUUAGCAGAAACAAAGGUCACUCAAUCAUUCAUUUUUGAUCCACUCAAGUAAUCAUGCAGUAUUAUUCUGCUGAUGGACUGAUUUGACGUUAGUUACGAUCGGACAAACCGCUGCCGAGUGUUGUGUGUCACUGCUCUUUUGACAUGCAUGCCGCAGGGGGGUGGAGGUCUCAUCAUGUUGCAUGUACUUUGGAAACCAGGCUGAGGAGCACGUUUCCACAACCAUCUGUAUACCACCUGUACAUUUAGAAUGAAUGUUGUCAUCACUGGAACAGGGGGGCCACUUUUAGCAUGGCACCUGACAGGAGUGACAGAUGAUUGACAGACGUGUACAGGUCAACAUAUACAUCAGCAUCGUCAGUGUUGCCAUGGUAACUACAGCCUGGAACAUCUGCCAGACCUGACCAAGUGGAUGCUUAAUCUUGACUGGGGUUGACAUUUCAAGCGGGAUUCUUAAUAUUCACCUGACGUCACGGCCGGCUCAUUAAAUGUGCGAGACUCCAAGUGGUGGUCAGACGAGCGUGUGCUGUCAAAGCGUUCUAGGCGGCAUUUUGGCUUUCUCCAAGAAAAAUGCUCUAUCAUGGGGGUAACAUGACUCGGUUGGUAGAGCAAACCGUGCCAGCAACUUGAGGGUUCCAGGUUCGAUUCCUGCUUCCGCCAUCCUAGACACUGCUGUUGUGUCCUUGAGCAAGAUCCUUGACCCACCUGCUCCCAGCGCCACCCACACUGGUUUAAAUGUAGCUUAAAGAUGUAGAUCAGGGGUCCCCAAACCUUUUGACUCGGGGGCUGCAUUGGGUUAAAAUAAAU
Molecule: messenger RNA, 2169 nt
Organism: Entelurus aequoreus (snake pipefish)
Lineage: Eukaryota; Metazoa; Chordata; Actinopteri; Syngnathiformes; Syngnathidae
Gene: gnrhr4
Product: gonadotropin releasing hormone receptor 4
Exons: 4
Coding region: 54-1325 (423 amino acids)
Biological process (GO): G protein-coupled receptor signaling pathway
Cellular component (GO): membrane
Molecular function (GO): peptide binding; gonadotropin-releasing hormone receptor activity
Source: RefSeq, a predicted model, not a curated record